Micromonas commoda is the source of this 1218-nucleotide messenger RNA. RefSeq names its product Drug/Metabolite transporter superfamily. The coding region runs from base 1 to 1218 and encodes 405 amino acids. The transcript has 3 exons. Gene Ontology annotation, cellular component: membrane. Gene Ontology annotation, molecular function: transmembrane transporter activity. NCBI's taxonomy places the organism in Eukaryota, Viridiplantae, Chlorophyta, Mamiellophyceae, Mamiellales, Mamiellaceae. The record is from RefSeq and is a predicted model, not a curated record.
AUGCCCACGCCAAAGGCAUCGACUGCCAAGGACGUGGCGAUCCACGCCGAGGUCACGUCCGUGCACGUCUGCGCUUUGGUCGCGGUGCAGCUCGCCUACGGCGGGUACCAUGUGGUGAGCAAGGUUGCGCUCCAGGAGGGGGUGAACAGGUACGUGUUCUGCGCGUACAGGGACAUCAUCGCCGUCGCGGCUCUCUUUCUGUUCCAGUUCGUGAGCAGAUGCAUCUGCGGGAUCAAGGGAGAGGUCGUGGUGGGAUCGACGCCGUGGCGCGCGUUGUUCGUGCUCUCCAUCACCGGGAUCUUCAUCAACCAGCUCCUGUUCCUCAAGGGCCUCAGUCUUACCUCCCCGGUGGUGGCCGGCGCGCUGCAGCCCUGCAUCCCAGUCUUCACCUUCCUCCUCGCGGUGACGCUGGGCACGGAGAGCGUGUCGCCCAGACGGAAAGACGGCGCACUCAAGCUCCUCGGCGUGCUCCUCUGCGUCAUCGGCGCGAUGAUCACGUCCACGUGGCAGGGGGACGUCCUCGGGGGUCACGCGGUUGCGCAGGCGGUGGCCGCGACGACACCCAAGGGCGGUCACAGACGCGGGCAACCGCACCGGGCGCCGCACCACGUCACUGGCGUGGUGUUUCUCCUGACUGCGUGCGCGUCCAUGGCGGUGUUUCUCACCGUGCAGCAGAGGGUGCUGACCAGGUUCCCAAAGCCAAACACGGUGACCCGGUGGACCUACGCCAUGGGCGGGGCGCUGCUGCUGGCCGUGGCGGCGGUGAUGGAGCCACCGUGGCGCCCCCAGCACGUGGAGCACUGGAUUCUCAACAGGGACGAGACCAUGGGGGUGCUGUACGGGGGCGUGGUGGCCUCCGCGAUGAAUUAUUCGGUGAUGGCGUGGGCCAAUAACGCCGUCGGGGCCAGCGUGGUGGCCAUCUUCCUGCCCCUGCAACCCGUGGCCGGCGCGCUGCUUUCGUACUCAUUCCUCGGCACUGACAUCUACGCGGGUACCCUUGUGGGCGGAUUAUGCGUCGCCGCCGGUCUCGUGUCGGUCACUAUGGGGAGAAGGGUCGACGCAAAGCAGUGGGAGGCUUCAAAAUCAACGCUGCCUACCACGGCGGCCAAGCCGGACAAGAGUUUGAAGACCUUGGCCCGACGGGGCAGUAGUGGCAGUAUCAUAGAGAUGAUGGGUUUCGGAGGAAGCGGGGACGAUCUGUCAAAGCGCAUUAGCUGA